Molecule: messenger RNA, 1255 nt
Organism: Amborella trichopoda
Lineage: Eukaryota; Viridiplantae; Streptophyta; Magnoliopsida; Amborellales; Amborellaceae
Product: ubiquitin C-terminal hydrolase 12-like
Molecular function (GO): protein binding
Source: RefSeq, a predicted model, not a curated record
CAAAAGAUUGGUAAAGCGUCUCUGUUUCGAGAUGUCGUUAUAUCGGUCGUCCACUUCCGGUCUUCAGCGCCGUUUAUCAAUACUGAGGAUGUUGUCCCCUUUGGACGGUAAAGAGACGCAAAACUCAUCCUCUCAGACUGUAAAAGUGGUGGAGCUUAGCGCAGAUAAUAAGACUUGUAGAGUUACUUGGAAGAUUGAGAAUUUCACGAGCCUGAACACCGAGCAACACUAUUCUGACAUAUUCAUUGUUGGAGGCUGCAAAUGGCAGCUGUCUCUAUUUCCAAAGGGGAAUAAUGUGAACUAUUUGUCGGUGUACUUAAAUGUGCCGGAUGAUGCUAGUCUGCCUAAUGGAUGGAGCCGAUAUGUAGAUAUAUGCUUCUGUAUCACAAACCAGACUAAUAGCAAGGACACGAAAAGACAAGAAACACAAAGUGUAUUUGCUGGGGAGUCAAGAAGCUGGGGCUUCUCCUCAUUUAUCCGUCUCAGUGAUCUCGGCCCAAAAUCGGGGUAUAUGAUUAAUGGCACAAUUAUUAUGGAAGUAGAGGUGUCCGUGCGUGAUGUCAUCCAUUACUCGACAAACAGCACUGAAUCGGAAACUGUGUCCAAGAGUGAGAUGGAGCUUGAAUUGAAGCCCCAAGAUAAAGGAACUGAAUUGGAUGACAAUAAUGCCGAAUUGAAGAAUAAGAUCAAAGCUUAUGAGCAAGAGCUAGCCAUGAAGGAUGAGGAGGCCAAAUAUAAAGAGAUGGUCAUUGCUAGAAAGGAUGGAGAAAUUGCUAAAAUAGAUGGGGAAAAUAAAGAAUUGAGAGCAGCCUUGAGACUAUUGGAAAUGAUGGUGGAAGACAUGCAGGCGGUUACUACUCGUUUGCGGUCACACUCUUAUCUAAGCAAUUUUACUUCAAAAGAGAGAUCUCCAACUUCAAUAGGAUGUUCAGAAGAUCCAAUUGAAAGUAUUGGGAAAGAGUCCCAGGAUCCAUAACAAAUUCUUGUCAUUUUGGCUAUAGUGGGUUCCAUUUUGUUUCCAUGUUUCCUCACAUGGAAAUGCUCAAGAAUUCUGAUGAAAAAGUCCUUUUGUUGUCCAUGGAAACUCUUAAAGAGUCGCUCUUUGUUGUACAUAUCUCUGUUCUAGUGUUGUGUUUAACUUCCCUUUGGUGUUUAUGCCUUCAUUUUGUUGUACGGAACUUAAACUUGCUGGGUAUCGAAAUUUGUCAAAAUACAUCUAACCUCGUCAUUUAUUUAAAAUUUUAUUCCUUUUAAA